CAAUCUGGCAACCCUGGCAGCAGACAGGAGCAGAGCAGUAGAGCAGCAGUGCAGAGCAGAUCAGCCACCAGGGGAGGAAAAAAAGCUUGAAAGUUCUCCAAGAGAAGCUGGACAUAAGCACAGGAUAUAGCCCCUGACACUCGCUUUACAUGCCAUUCGACGCAGUCUCCUUUUGCGCCUCCAGUUUUCUGGUGUUUUAAGGGUAAGCACAGUGCGCACAGAGAGCAAUGGAGCUGUAUUGUCUGGAAGCGGACACCGUGCGAGCCCGUCCCGACCCCAACCUUCUCGGCGAUGACAGGGUGCUGCAGAGCCUUCUGACCAUCGAGGAGAGGUUUCUGCCUCAAUGCUCGUAUUUUAAAUGCGUACAGAAGGACAUCCAGCCUUUCAUGCGCAGGAUGGUGGCCACCUGGAUGCUGGAGGUCUGCGAGGAACAAAAGUGCGAGGAGGAAGUUUUCCCACUGUCUAUGAACUACUUGGACAGAUUUUUAGCGGUUGUGCCGACCAGAAAGUGUAACCUGCAGCUGCUCGGCGCGGUCUGCAUGUUUCUGGCGUCCAAACUGAAAGAGACGCGUCCUUUAACUGCAGAAAAGCUUUGUAUCUACACUGAUAACUCCAUUCGACCACAAGAACUCCUGGAAUGGGAGCUGGUGGUUCUUGGGAAAUUGAAGUGGAACCUGGCUGCUGUGACUCCUAAUGAUUUUAUUGAACACAUCUUGAAGAGGCUGCCCCUGCCUGAGGAUAAGCUGGACCUGAUCCGCAAGCACGCACAGACCUUCAUCGCCCUGUGCGCUACAGAAUUCGACUUCGCCAUAUAUCCCCCAUCCAUGAUUGCCACAGGAAGCGUGGGAGCAGCAAUCUGUGGACUGCAGCUCAACAACACGAACCAUGCACUGUGGGGGGACAACCUUACAGAACUGCUCGCUAAGAUCACAAACACAGAAGUGGACCUGUUGAAGGCGUGCCAGGAGCAGAUCGAGCGCGUUCUGAUGAACAGCCUAAGGGAGGGACGCCGGCAGCAGCACAAGCAGCAGCAGCAGGACCAGAACAACCCACGCAACAAAGCCUUGGACGACCAGGACCAGUCCAGCACCCCGACCGAUGUACGAGACAUCAACUUGUGAGCUCGCAGGAGCGGCGCUUGGAUCGAAAGAAAAAAAAAAAACUACAAAAAAACAAAAAUGACAAAAAAAAAAAACAGCCCAUCAAAAAGUGCUUGCUAGUCUUUGUAGGUUUUUAUUCUAUUUUCAAAGGAAGAAAAAAAAAUACAUUUCAAAAGAAAUCAAAGAUAUUUUAGAUACAAAAUAGGUAUUUUUUAAAUGGAUUGAUACAGAUGCAAAAAAUUCUAUGGUGCCUCAGAUUCAUAGAAGGGAAGCCGAUAGUAUUUUGCAAACUAUUUUUCAUUGUAUAAACUUAAAAAAAAUAUAUUCUGUUUAAAUGAAUAUUCAGUUAUAUUCAGUUUUUUUUUUUGUUGUUGUUGUUCGAAAGAAAAAAAAAACUUAAGUUUAUAAGACUGGCUUGUAAAGGUACACAAAUGGGGCUUUGUUUUUUUUUCCUGUUUUGUUGUGUUUCGGUUCACAUUCGGAAAGGCCCGAGCGUGAAUAACACACAGGGGUGUCAUGAAACUGGUUAGUGGAGUCCCCGUUUGGCUGUGUGGUGAGGAUGGAGAGAGAAGGCCCAGGAAUGUUUGGUGGAACAAGUUUGGUUGGAAAAAGAAAAAAAAAAAAAAAAGAGCCUUACAGCAAGAAUGUGAUUGAUUUCUGUUUUGACAAAAAAGGUCCUCUGGGUAAAAUUUGGUUAAAUCAGUUAGCCAAAAAAAAAAAAAAAGCAUUUAUGGCACGGAUGUUGAGAACGGUUUAGAAUUGCUCGCGUCGAACGAAAUGAGCGAGUUGAAUAUUUCAUAAUGCGAAUGUCAUAAUAGUUCGCCCAGGCAAGGGCCGUGUCUUGAGAUCAGUCUAUUAUUAUUAUUAUUAUGAUUAUUAUUAUUCAAUCAGCAACUUAUUGUCUCUCGAUUCUCAAAGCAUAGAGACGUCAAUAAGCUUUUGUCAGGCUGCUUGUGUGUGUGUGUGUGUAUGCAUAUGUUUUUCUGAAUGUGCGUACAUCUACAUGUGCGUUUGUGGAUUUCAGAAAGAGAGAGACAUGAAGUCAGAUGUGUGUGUGUGCGCUUAGCGUGGUUCAAGACACCACACAGUCAGAGGACAAGACAGGGGGACAGAGAAUUCAGAAGUCUACAGUGCUUUUGUUUUUGCUUUGAAGGGUCACGGGCUACCUGUAUCACAGCCUUCUAUUCAUGCGCUUUUAUUUUCCGGCCUGGGACAAAGAGCUUGAUCCCGGUUCAGUGCACGGGAUCGCGAGGAGGCGAGACACAGGGGGGGGGGAGACAGAAGACUACCUUCUUUAAGACGUUCUUACGGUUUUUGUUCUAGACGAAAAAAAAAAAAAGAAAGAAGGGUGUGAUAGAGAAGGUAUCGUUUUUACGGUUGGGUUUUGCUUUUUCACACGUCGGUUCAGCCUUGGCGACGUUACCAGUCGGAGGGCUAAUCUGAGCGUUGGUUAAAGAGGUGCUAGAACGGAACUUCACGAGGAGAGCGCGGAGUCUAGACACAUGAAACGCGUGCACAUGAAAGUGUGACGUGAGAUUCGUGCGCGACGAGGAGCGCGGCGGUAAUUAAGCUGUAUGAGUCUAAGGAGAGAUGUAUGCUGCUGCUGAGAUGGACAUCCAUUGGCAUACAGGAGAGGAGGCCAAAGGAGAGGAUCGGAUGUGGUUCCGGAGAUCACGUGAUAAUUUAAUUUCUUUGAUAUUAUUUUGCUUGUUUUGACUGUUAAGUAAGUGUGUCGUUCUAUUUUUUAAAUUUUUUUUUUGGAUUACAGACCAGUAUCUAAACCAGUUUGAUUGACACUGCCGGCUAAUUGGUGGGGAACGUAAUACACAGGGAAGCUUAAUCGAUUUGUCUUUAGUUCCUUAAGCACUUUGAGCACGUACUUCCCUUAAGUCACAGAGAACAUUCUGGCCAUUGCUUACAUGCCGUGUUUAACCCUGUCGAAAAAGAAAAAGAAGUUAUUGUUAGACCAAUGUUUAAACAAUUCCAACAUUCCAUAUUAACGUGUCCAAAUUCUCAAAUUAAGGAAAAGGCAUGUCCCGUCCCGACACCCCAUCCCCAAGGCCUCUCUCUUCUUUACUUGAAAUUUUGUUUGCUGUUGAUUGAAAUGUUAAUUGGUUUUUUUUUUUUAUACAGUUGUAAAAUAAACCCAUCGGUAACUUGCCCUCUCCGGGGCUUUCCUUUAAUUUAUACAAAGUGAACUGGUGAAGCUGCUGUAUCGGAGAAAAAAAUGCCUUUUUUUCAUAUGGUGCCUUAAUUCCUUACUCUAGGGAGUGUCGCGCUGUACCGCUGUGCCUCGAUCAGACCGCUGAAGUCAAGUAGCUAACAGCGUCCACUAUCUUUUACGAACCGGCCGAUGUGAGAUUCCGGCUGCGAUCCGGGCAGCGCGCGUCAGCAGCACGACGCGAACACUUGUGCACAAGUCGCUUAGCUUGCGUUGAACAGAGGGCGUGCGCGGUUAGGGGCGGUUUAGUUUUUUGUUUCGAUAAGCGUAAUCGAUGCUUUUUCUGUGGGUAAAGGAGAACUUCAUUUUUUAAAUUAUUUUCUUUUUCAUGUUUUAUUUUAAAUGGAUAGCAUGUUUCCUAAAGGCAAUUGGGUUCGGUGGUUCAGGUUUCUCCCACUCCUUCAUUCAUUUAUUCAAACAGCAGAUUAUCAAGCAAUUAAUUCUGUUGUGUUUCAUCACUCACCCCAGUGCGCUGAAAAUGAAUUCUAGGUUGUUGUUAUUGUUUUUUUUUUUUUUGUUUUUGUUUUGAGUGGGUUUGAGCUUGGAUAUGGACCGAAAUAUUGCUUCUUACGGUUUGAUACUGUACUUUUCCAAAGUGAAGAGGGAGGUAGACGUGGUUGUGAAGACAUCAAUCAAGUGUCAAUAUUUUUUAUCGAGAUAUUGUUGUUGUUUUUUUUGUUUAUUUGUUUUGUAUUUGUUUUUUUUUUUUGUUUUUUUUUCUCCGCUGCUAAAAAGCUAUGAUUUUUGUUCCAUCUUAUACACAAAAAUAACAUAGUUGUGAUGUCACUUGAGUGUGCUGCUAUUUUAUAAACAAUUGUAUUAUAAUUAUUUUACUGCUUACAGAAUACUUUGAGAAUGCAGAAGUAGAUGGUAAAUAGAAGAUCAAGAAAUGUAACGAGUAUUCGACUGGAAAUGCUCUUUGUACAGUAUACUCUGAAAGCAUGAUUCCUUUCUUUCUUUUGUUCUUUUUUUUUCUCUCUCAAUCUUUGUUUUCCAGCUCUGUUACCAUUUCCUCUCACAGUCUGUAAGUAUGGUAUGUCUAUACCUCAGGUUUACUGGACAAAAGAAAACAAGUCUCUCAGUACCUCAUAACUCACCACAGUUUUUCCGGGAGCCGCUGAAAGACCGCGUACGGUGGAGAUUCUGAUAGGGGGGACUUUUUAAUAGUCUUCAUUAAUUGAAGCAUGAACAGCUUAAGGCUCCCACCUGGACUUCAACCAACCAUAGUGGACGGAGGGGGGAAACAAAUCUCACCAACUAAGGGUCUAAGGGCUGAGAUAAAGCGAGAUUGAUAUCUGUGUAUAUAAAUUUGUGUAUACCUUUUUUUUUUUUUUUUGGAAACGCUCUCCAAACACAUCUUAACACACAGGAAAUGUCCUAACACAAAGUGGCAUAUACAGUAUAUUGAUGGACUUUCUCGUGUUAUUGAGUUGCACUUUGACUUGGCCUUAAUAAAACAUUUUUCAGGUGUGUAGAAGGUAUUUUCAUCAACUGGUGUAGUAUGAACUGUAACACCCUGCCGAUAGGACAGCCCUCACCACCACCACCACCACGUAACUGUCUCUGUGUUACAGAUUAAUCAUAUGAAUGUUAAUUUGUAAGAUUCACAUGGAUUCUGUCUCCUCCCUCCACUAUGACCUUGUCAUGUACCUCAAUAAUGUCUGUUGCACAACCUAUCUCCAAUAAAUAUCUGCUUCAACGAG
Clarias gariepinus (North African catfish) is the source of this 5024-nucleotide messenger RNA. It is a transcript of the gene ccnd2a, whose product is annotated as cyclin D2, a. The record is from RefSeq and is a predicted model, not a curated record. Bases 228 to 1121 code for a protein of 297 amino acids. Gene Ontology annotation, biological process: mitotic cell cycle phase transition; positive regulation of G1/S transition of mitotic cell cycle; regulation of cyclin-dependent protein serine/threonine kinase activity. Gene Ontology annotation, molecular function: cyclin-dependent protein serine/threonine kinase regulator activity. Gene Ontology annotation, cellular component: cyclin-dependent protein kinase holoenzyme complex; nucleus; cytoplasm. Lineage: Eukaryota; Metazoa; Chordata; Actinopteri; Siluriformes; Clariidae. The transcript is spliced from 5 exons.